Messenger RNA from Drosophila gunungcola (fruit fly), 973 nucleotides. RefSeq names its product TBP-related factor. The transcript is spliced from 2 exons. The record is from RefSeq and is a predicted model, not a curated record. Gene Ontology annotation, biological process: DNA-templated transcription initiation. Gene Ontology annotation, molecular function: DNA binding; RNA polymerase II general transcription initiation factor activity. Bases 52 to 729 code for a protein of 225 amino acids. Lineage: Eukaryota; Metazoa; Arthropoda; Insecta; Diptera; Drosophilidae.
UAGGACAACACUGGCCAGAUCGCAUGUUGGAUUUGUUUAUAAUUUUUGGCAAUGCAGUUUCAUUUUAAAAUCGCGGACGCUGAACGGGAUCGUGACAAUGCGGCGGCGACCAGCAAUGUGGGCAUCAAUCCCCACGCCUCCCUGCAGCCCCAACAACCGGCGGCAGUGGUGGAACCCAGCACGGAUGCACAACACGAGAUCAGACUUCAGAAUAUUGUGGCCACCUUCUCGGUGAACUGUGAACUGGACCUCAAGGCAAUCAACUCGCGGACUAGGAAUUCGGAAUACUCGCCCAAACGCUUCCGAGGCGUCAUUAUGCGGAUGCACUCGCCCAGGUGCACAGCAUUGAUCUUCCGGACGGGCAAAAUUAUCUGCACGGGUGCUCGCAACGAAAUCGAGGCGGAUAUUGGAUCCCGAAAGUUUGCCCGCAUCCUGCAGAAGCUGGGAUUCCCCGUCAAGUUCAUGGAGUACAAGCUGCAGAAUAUUGUCGCCACCGUAGACCUGCGAUUCCCCAUCCGCCUGGAGAACCUCAAUCAGGUGCACGGGCAGUUCAGUUCCUAUGAGCCGGAGAUGUUCCCCGGCCUCAUCUACCGCAUGGUCAAGCCACGCAUUGUUCUCCUGAUUUUCGUCAACGGAAAGGUUGUCUUCACCGGAGCCAAGUCGCGCAAGGACAUCAUGGACUGCCUGGAGGCAAUAUCACCCAUCCUACUCAGCUUUCGAAAGACGUAGUAGGAUCUUGGCAUCCAUACGUUAUCUCUACUUUUAGUUAGUGUAGAUCUUAUAUUAUAUUAUUUGACAAAAAAUGUAACAUUAUUAAGCACCAAUUUCUAAAAAGAUCAGCUUCAGUUGGGAAUUUUUUAAAUUUAAUGAAUUUGUUCUUAUUUAAACUUAUGUUAUUAAGGAAAUAACUCAUUUGACAUUUUAAAUACGGCUACAUAAGAAUUAUAUGUUCCAAUAUUAUUUGUUGAUGCAU